Molecule: messenger RNA, 1477 nt
Organism: Olea europaea var. sylvestris
Lineage: Eukaryota; Viridiplantae; Streptophyta; Magnoliopsida; Lamiales; Oleaceae
Product: heterogeneous nuclear ribonucleoprotein 1-like
Exons: 6
Coding region: 112-1167 (351 amino acids)
Biological process (GO): regulation of gene expression
Cellular component (GO): nucleoplasm
Molecular function (GO): RNA binding
Source: RefSeq, a predicted model, not a curated record
AUAUAACCACCGCCAUACCCCCGAGCUUCUUCCAUUUACACAACGAAAAACCUCAAACCCUAGCCCUUUAAUCGCGCAAGAUCUGCAUCACUAUUUGUCUAUAAUCCACUAAUGGGUUCUAAGAGGUCCGAUUUCGGCGAUGGUGCUAGCCCUGGGAAGAUUUUCAUCGGGGGUCUUGCGAAAGACACCACCUUAGAUACGUUUGUUAAGUACUUCGGAAAGUAUGGAGCUAUUACGGACUCUGUAAUCAUGAAAGAUCGGCAAACGGGUCGGCCGAGGGGUUUCGGUUUCAUCACUUAUGCUGAUCCCUCUGUUGUUGACACUGUUAUCGCUGAAACCCAUGUCAUUAACGGCAAACAAGUUGAAAUCAAAAGAACCAUCCCAAAAGGAGCUGCUGAAUCCAAGGAUUUUAAAACAAAGAAGAUUUUUGUUGGUGGGAUUCCUACUUCUGUCACUGAAGAUGAAUUCAAGAAUUUCUUCUCCAAUUAUGGUAAAGUGGUCGAGCAUGAGAUUAUUCGGGAUCACGUGACGCAGAGGUCUCGCGGCUUUGGAUUCAUUGUGUUCGACAAUGAACAAGUGGUUGACAAUCUGCUCACUGAUGGGAAUAUGAUUGAUAUGAAUGGAACCCAGGUUGAGAUCAAGAAGGCUGAACCAAAGAAACCCUCAAACCCAACACUUGCUUCUGCACCCAGUAGUGAUUCUAGGGGCCGUUCAUUUGGCGAUAGGUUUGGUGGAUUCGGCAGUUCUUAUAGCAGUUUUGGCAGUGGUAGCCAUGGCCCUGCUGCUGCUUAUAGGUCACUGGGAUCAGGUCUUGGUGGUAGGUUUGCCGACUAUAGUGGAUAUGGUGGCGAAGGUGAAUUUGGUGGUCGCUAUGGGGAUUUUACCCGUAGUGAUUUUGGUUAUCGAGGAGAUGGCCCCCUGGGCUAUUCUAGUCGGUUUGGUUCUUACGGUGGAGGCUUUGGUGGGGGGUAUGGAAGUGGGUUAGGUGCCUAUGGCCGCGGAGGUGGUUAUGGGAGCUAUGGGGCUGGUCCAGGUUCUGGAUAUGAUUCUGGCCCCGGUGCAGGAUAUGAUUCUGGCCCUAGUGCUGGUUAUAGUGGACCAGGAGGAUUGUAUGGAAGUAGGGCAGGCUAUAGUGGCAGUAGUCGUUAUCAUCCCUAUGCCAGGUAGAUGUUUGCUUAAGCUCUUUCCUGUAGGAGUUUUCUCGUCUUGGUUUUUGCAUCUCAUGGAUCAGAGUCGACUAGAUAUUGAAUCUGAUAGCAAGAAGACAAUACUUAGAAGAUCAGACGAACUUUAGUCCGUUUCUCUUUGUGUGCCUAGUUUGUUUCUGAUUCUGUAGAUCAGAGAACCUUGUUGAGAUGAUUCUAUUUAGAUGUUUGUUCUGUUUCUCGAGUGAAGACAUCUUAUACUGUAAGAUUUAUGUUUUAGUUUAGAAUGAGACUCUGCUUUUCAUAAAGAUUUUCCCAUAGAUUCUCGUUUC